AUGGCCACUGCUCCUGAUGUCUACUCAGCGGAGCCUACACACCCGGUCCUUGCGAGCUCCCUCCUCACUCAGCCAAAGCUCAGGACGACUGAUACAACGCGCUCUGCACAUGAAUCAACAGAUAUCAAUGACUGGAACCUCAAAGAUGACUGGGACGCCGGUAUCCAGUCUUCGGCUGGCACCUUCCGAUGCGGCGCUGUCAUCGGCUUCUCCAGACUGCGUAACCAAAGCAAAGAGAAUGACGAAUACAUCGCUCAGUCUACCGUUGGCCAGCCUCUCCCAAAAGAAGAUGCAAUCGAGCGGCUUAGUUCCGUGCAGUUACUCCCAAUUCACAACUUCCCAAAUGCCGCCCAGGCAAUUGGCAAGGUCUCAGACUCGCUACAAGAGCUUCAAACUCAACGCACGAACAACCACUCCGUCGUUUUAAUCGUCGUCAGCCUUGACACACUAUCUGAAGGCAUCAUCCGAGCUUCAAAUCCGGUCAAGGGGACCGCUUUGUUAGCAGCCACAUUACGGAACCUGACUCGGUUAUCCAGAGCAUAUGCCUCCUUUCUCUCGGUGAUGUUAGUCAAUACCAACGGACUCGGCCCACCAAACUUCGAAUCGGACCAGCAAUCAGAGAAGCAAAAGGCCCCAGUUGAAGAUGACACAAGAUUCUCUCGUGACGGUGGCAUCCACUCGAUCUUCCAAAUACCCGGCCCUUCACUCCUAUUUAACCUCCUUAUGAAAACCCUGGAUCAAGGCAUCGACACACACAUACUGCUCUCCGACGUCAAGUCAGCCAAGGUAGCAGAAGUGAUCAAAGACCGCGUCGGCCCCGGACUGGGUAAAUGGGGAAUAUGGACCUCAAAAUAG
Penicillium cinerascens is the source of this 855-nucleotide messenger RNA. RefSeq lists its product as uncharacterized. The record is from RefSeq and is a predicted model, not a curated record. Lineage: Eukaryota; Fungi; Ascomycota; Eurotiomycetes; Eurotiales; Aspergillaceae. Bases 1 to 855 code for a protein of 284 amino acids. The transcript has 2 exons.